Messenger RNA from Daucus carota subsp. sativus, 1034 nucleotides. RefSeq names its product protein LIGHT-DEPENDENT SHORT HYPOCOTYLS 6. The record is from RefSeq and is a predicted model, not a curated record. The coding region runs from base 295 to 924 and encodes 209 amino acids. The transcript has a single exon. Lineage: Eukaryota; Viridiplantae; Streptophyta; Magnoliopsida; Apiales; Apiaceae. Gene Ontology annotation, biological process: mRNA transcription; response to light stimulus. Gene Ontology annotation, cellular component: nucleus.
AUUUAUUUAUUUAUAUCGUUCUCCUAUCAUUUCAGUUCCCACUCUCCCUCUUUCUUUCCAUUUCAUCUCAAUGGCCACUCUUGCAAAAGAUUUCUGAGAAGAAAAUAUAGUAAAAGGCCAAAACAGUAAAGAUUUUCGAUUCACAAAAUUUUAUAAAGCAGUGAAAUAUCUCUCAGUGCCCGUGACAAAUCCUUCUCUCUGAUCCUCAAUUCUACCGAAGUUCAUGCACAUAUAUAUUUAUUUGCAUAUUUUUGUGAAUAGAUAGCUAGCCUUGAGAAACAGGAGGGGGAAAAAAUGGAGGGAGCAUCUGCGGUGGGAGGAGACGGGGCAGCCCCGUCCUCGUCUGCUGCUAACACAGCAGCAGACGGGGGUGGUUCAUCAGCUGCCCCACCGAGCCGGUAUGAGUCACAGAAGAGGAGAGAUUGGAACACGUUUUUACAGUAUUUGAGGAAUCACAAGCCACCUUUAACCCUAGCCAGGUGUAGCGGCGCUCAUGUGAUCGAGUUUCUCAAGUACCUUGACCAGUUUGGAAAGACCAAGGUGCAUGUGGCCGGAUGUCCGUAUUUUGGACACCCGAACCCUCCAGCUCCCUGCGCUUGUUUGCUAAAACAAGCGUGGGGAAGUCUGGAUGCCCUAAUAGGCCGCUUAAGAGCGGCCUACGAGGAAAACGGGGGCCGCCCUGAGUCCAACCCGUUUGGAGCCAGGGCGGUGAGAAUAUACCUAAGGGAGGUUAAAGAAAGUCAAUCAAAAGCCAGAGGAAUACCUUAUGACAAGAAAAAAAGAAAACGGACUUCCACUGUGAAGGCCACCGCAGCACCGACGGUGAGCUCUAGUACACUCCUCGUGGCCGAGGGUGGCGGCGGCGGUGGUGAUGCCAGUGGUACAAUUACUGCCACUAUACCUCCUCCUACUUCAGCAGUAUAGUCCUGCACAAUGCUCAAUUUCCAGAGAAGUAGAUUUUGCUUCACAUUUUUAGUUCUUUAUUUAAGUAAAUAUUAUUUAUGUUUAUAUAUGAUUCCCCUAGAAAUUCAUAA